AUGGGAGGUAUCUUUGAACCGUUUCUUGAUCACCAUGCCAAAGAAAGUCAGCCACCGAGUGUUGUUUUGCCUUCGGAAUUCCUGGCCGGUCGAACGGAGCAAGGUACUCGUAUAAAUUUACCACUGAUCGUUGAACCCACGAUGCCAGAAUUGUUACCGUCUGACGAACAACUUCAAAUGAUGAUCGAUCAUAAACAGACCACAUUGACUGUGAAACAGCAGAGAUCACUAACAAGUUAUGUGCUGGAACAAAUUCAACAGAACAAGACAGUCGAUGGACAAGAGUUAUUGCGAUUGGCGGAUCAGAAGACAGCCGAACUCGCAGCGCUCGCCAAUAUAAUUUUACGCAGCUCCAAAAUUGGCGCUCCCAUUGCAUUAGAACUCUAUCGAGGCGCCAUGGACGCUGGUGACGAUCGUGGGGCUUUUAGUUAUGCCAAUAUGAUUUACAGAGGUUACCGAGGAACGCCGAAAAAUGAGGAAUUGGGAAUCAAGCUCAUGUCACAACUGGCACAAAAGGGUCAUCCUUAUGCGCAAAUGAACCUCGCUGCCAUCCUCAUGCGAACACGAUCCGAUCAAGUGGAAGCUGCCCUCAAAUUAUACCAAUUAGCGGCCAAGGCCGGUUUGCACAAUGCGUAUGCUGAGCUGGGCCGCAUGUACCGUCUGGGAUACGGAGUUCAUCAGGACCAUGCCAAAGCCAUUCACUAUUUUGAGCAGGGCUCUCGUGCAGGCAAUGCGCAAUGCAACUUCAUGUUGGGUGUAUAUUACUCCUCAGGAUUGGGCACCCAAGAAAAGGAACCCGAUCAAACCAAAGCAUUCAAGUAUUUCCAAAAAGCAGCCAUGAAAGGCAUGCCGGAAGCGCAGUAUAAUGUGGGACUUCGAUUUUUGAAAGGCCAUGGCGUGGAACCCAACAGUUUCAAUGCGGCCGAAUUCUUUCGGAUGGCGGCUCUUCAGGGUUUUCAGCUGGCGCAGGCCAAUUUGGCAGGAAUGUAUGCUGAGGGACGCGGAGUGAAGAAGGAUCUCGACGAAGCUCGACAGUGGCUGUCCAAAGCUGCAGCGAGCGGUGGAGCCAUUGGGAAGGAUGCCGAGAAACGGUUGGCCGAAUUGAAUAAAGACAACAGCGCCAGCAAAUCGCCGUGCGUGAUCAUGUAA
Radiomyces spectabilis is the source of this 1149-nucleotide messenger RNA. RefSeq lists its product as uncharacterized. Bases 1 to 1149 code for a protein of 382 amino acids. The record is from RefSeq and is a predicted model, not a curated record. Gene Ontology annotation, molecular function: protein binding. The transcript has 8 exons. Lineage: Eukaryota; Fungi; Mucoromycota; Mucoromycetes; Mucorales; Radiomycetaceae.